AUGUGCCGUUGUCCCAAGCACGCCUUCAACCAGCCUCAAUCCGCUGGCGUAUACCCAGCUGCUGUUGCUGUUGAGCUGUUGCUGCUGUUGCUUCUGAUUUCAAGUAUGACAAAUGGCGGCGUACAUGGACCCAUUGAGGGCUACAACUCGUUAGAUGAGAUGACAACAACGCCAGCCAUGGCGCCCACAAUGCCCACCGCUGCGUAUACGCAUCCCAAAUGGAUGGAGCCGUAUUUUGAUCCCUCAACGCCCCGCAAUGUGACCGCCCUUAUGGGCAAAUCCGCGUAUCUGAGUUGCCGUGUGCGCAAUUUGGCCAACAAAACGGUAUCCUGGAUUCGUCAUCGGGACAUUCACAUACUGACCGUGGGCGCAUACACAUACACAUCCGAUCAGCGGUUUCAGGCCACACAUCAUCAGGACACCGACGACUGGACGCUGCAGAUAAAAUGGGCACAGAAACGAGAUGCGGGCAUGUAUGAGUGCCAGAUAUCAACGCAACCAGUUCGCAGUUAUUUUGUUCGUCUCAAUGUUGUCGUGCCAACGGCGACCAUACUUGGCGGACCUGACCUUCACGUUGAUAAAGGCAGCACCAUAAAUCUCACUUGCACUGUAAAGUUCAGCCCUGAACCGCCGGCCUACAUCUUCUGGUAUCAUCACGAGGAGGUCAUUAAUUAUGAUUCAUCAAGAGGCGGCGUGUCGGUAAUUACCGAAAAGGGCGAUGUGACAACCUCAUUUCUGCUCAUACAGAAUGCAGAUCUGGCCGAUUCCGGCAAAUACUCAUGUGCCCCCUCCAAUGCAGAUGUUGCCAGCGUGCGUGUGCAUGUACUAAAUGGUGAACAUCCGGAGGCAAUGCAAACUGGCUCAUCCGGUUGCCAGUACAAUUGGCUGACAAUUGUCAUGCUGGUGGGCCUGGUGCUCAGUUUUAGCCAACGGCAGCAGCAACACUGUGCCACACUCGCCACAUGGGGCACGUGCAGCAGCAGCAGCAGCAGCAACACCACACUCGCGGCCAGUGAAAGUGACACGAGAACGGCGACAAAAACAACAGCUGCAACGGCAAAACCUUCAACUGGCAACGUGAAACUGUCAACUGCGGUUAGCGGCAACUGCCAGCAGGCGUGCCACGCCCACAACAACGCCCAGGGCGAGUCUAAGCAUUGCUGUCACAGAUGA
Molecule: messenger RNA, 1173 nt
Organism: Drosophila innubila
Lineage: Eukaryota; Metazoa; Arthropoda; Insecta; Diptera; Drosophilidae
Gene: dpr6
Product: hemicentin-1
Exons: 7
Coding region: 1-1173 (390 amino acids)
Biological process (GO): synapse organization
Cellular component (GO): neuron projection membrane
Source: RefSeq, a predicted model, not a curated record